Molecule: messenger RNA, 531 nt
Organism: Panthera uncia (snow leopard)
Lineage: Eukaryota; Metazoa; Chordata; Mammalia; Carnivora; Felidae
Product: cytochrome c-like
Biological process (GO): mitochondrial electron transport, cytochrome c to oxygen; mitochondrial electron transport, ubiquinol to cytochrome c
Cellular component (GO): mitochondrial intermembrane space
Molecular function (GO): electron transfer activity; heme binding
Source: RefSeq, a predicted model, not a curated record
AUGCGAAGAAGAGCCAGGGAUGGCUUCCUGGAAGAGCCAAACUCAGGGCUCCACACCCUCAACAGCCACUGUCCAGGGCUCCAGAUCCAGGACACAGAGCUCCGCAGAUGCCCCCGUCCCUCCCACCACCGCCCAGGGCUCUUCCUGCCCCUGCCCUCCACCGCAGUGGGCUCCAUGCAGGUUGAGCUGAGACUGUGGACUAAGGAGAAAGGGAUGGGGCUGCAGGUGUUCACAGGUGAUGUUGAGAAGGGCAAAUUUUUUGUUCAGAAGUGUGCCCAAUGCCAUACUGUGGAAAAGGGAAGCAAGCCCAAGACUGGGCCAAGUCUCCAUGGUUUCUUUGGACAAAAGGCAGUCCAGGCCCCUGGAUUUUCUUACCUGGAUGCCAUGAAGAACAAAGGCAUUGCUUGAGAAGAGACACUGAUGGAAUUGGAGAAUCCCAAGAAGUACAUCCCUGGAACAAAAAUGAUCUUCAGUGGCAUUAAGAAGAGAGGAGAGAGGGCAGAUUUGACAGCUUAUCUCAGGAGCUGCUAA